AUGGAGAAUUACAACAUCUUUCUAGCUUUACUCUGCUCUUCAGCCGUUCUGAUAUUCUUUUUUGAUCUUCUCUGCAAUUUCCGCAUUUACCAUCGAGAGCGUGGGUGCUUAAUCAGAUACGUCCGCGCAUUUUCCCGUACUGCUGGUGAUAUGAUGCCAACUUUAUUAAUUCUCUGGCAAGCACGUGAUGGCAUGGUUGACUGGCUUUACCGUGGCUUCUGUCACGUAAUCUUUCCGAUGCUUAAAAUUGCCUUUCUUGUGGUUGCCGUUGUGAAUGGCACCAUUGUCCUGUACCGCUCCUUGAGGAAUUCGUUUCUUUGGGAUCCAUUGGUUGGCACAUUUAUCACCCAGCAGAGUAGAAUGGCUGAUACCGAGCACGUCUCUAAUGAUGUUCUCAUUGAAAUUCUCAGCUGGCUCCCAGCAGAUUGUAUUCUUGAUUGUCAACGAGUGUGCAGAAAAUGGCAAGCCUUAACUUCUACUCCAUCUUUUGCUGAAUUGCAACUGAAGAGAGCUGCUCCUGGAAUUCUUGCAUCUUAUAUGAGUUUUGCAAAGGAGUCCUACUGUCUUUACAUUGAUGAAGGGCAUAGGAGUAAGGCAAACAAUCAAACUCUCAUGCACCUAAUGCGACUAGUUGACUAUACCCUUAUACCCCCUCCUGGGGUUGAGUUCUUUAUCUGCAAUCCAUUCACCCAGCAAAGAAUCACUCUCGGGACACCACCGAGAAAUGCUUUUAUAUGUGGAUUCUUCUUCCACACAAUGGAAGGGGAUUAUAGGGUUCUUUCUGUGUUUGAGGACCCUGAAUGCUAUCGGUAUCUGAUGUUCAGUCUUCAAACAAGGUGCUGGAGACUACUUCCAAGUUCUUCUUAUUGUCAUCCUUUCUCCACUUCCCCGAUUGUUGUUGAUGGGAACCUUCACUGGAUGGUCUAUCAUCGUCGUCCAAGCCUACUUUUUCAGCACUGUCAACCAAAAAGCAGGGAUUUUGUUGAUCUCCCAUGUCGUAACUCGAUUUUAAGGUUUAAUAUGCUAACAGAGGAGUUUGAUAGCAUGGCCCAUCCUCAGUGCGACUGCUGUUUGCAAAGAAGUGAUGACUUCCUUAAUUUGGAUAUGCAAGAAAUGCAUCUCAUAAAAAUGGAUGAAGCAUUAUCCCUGUGCCACGUGCAGCAUGGACUUAUUGAUAUCUGGCUCUUAGAGGAUUACUCAAACUGGCUUUGGGUUCAAAGGUAUAAAGUCAACCUCAAAUGGGAUAUAAAAUAUGACCCGUUCUAUAGAAAUGGUUUUAUACAUCUUGUAAGUUUUCAAAAUGGUGAGUUGUUGCUUGACUGGAAGAGGAGAGGAGGGCUAUUUGGAUAUAGCUUGGAGCUAAACACUGUCAGGAAAAUCAAUAUGAAAGAAAUUGAAGAAGAAUCUUUCAAUUUCAUUUCUCAUACUCCGAGCCUUGUCUCCCUGAGAAAGGUUCAGUGA
Messenger RNA from Dovyalis caffra, 1461 nucleotides. NCBI's taxonomy places the organism in Eukaryota, Viridiplantae, Streptophyta, Magnoliopsida, Malpighiales, Salicaceae. The record is from the annotation of a GenBank genome assembly.